UGGAGCCUUCGGUCUCCAUCACCAGCCAUUCAGGCGCAGAAAGAGAGAGGGAGGAAGAAGAGGAGGAGGAGAAGGGGCGAGGGGCGGGGGAGGGAAUCCGAUCCCCCCCCGGCUGGCAAUGGCCUGAGCCGAUCCCUUAGGAGAUCCAGCGCCUCUGCUCUGCCUGCCAAGCUGUGGACCGACCAGCCCUGCCUCCUCGCCACCCUGCUCCCCUUUCGCCUGCACAAUGCCAGCUGUGCGGCGUAGCCCCUGCCUACACUAGGGGGGCUCCACUGGGGAUGUGAGCCGGCGGGCAGGGAGAGCCAUUGUGGGGAAGAGGAGCCAGCCAGAGGAGGCCCAGCCAGGCUAUGAGGUGUGGGCGACCGGAGAAGGCUCCUCGCUGAACCAUGAUGAAGACGGAGCCCCACACCGCCAGCCCUGGCAACAGCAGCAGCGGCAGCCUGAGAAGCGCCUCUCCCCACAGGAACGCCUACGAAGCGGGGAUCCAGGCCCUCCGAGCCACAAAGGAUGCCCUUGGGGCCGCCGAGAGCGAAGAAGCCAAGAAGGCCAGGAACAAGAAGUAUGGCUCCAACGUGCACCGGAUCAAGAACAUGUUCCUGCAGAUGGGGACCGCCCCGCCGGGCGAGGGCACCUGCGACCUGGCCAAGGUGAAGGAGAAGCCCGUCCGGCUCUCCUUGCCCAGGGCCAGCAGCCUGAACGAGAACGUGGACCACAGCGCGCUGCUGAAGCUGGGGACCAGCGUGUCGGAGAGGGUGAGCCGCUUCGACUCCAAGCCCGACAAGCCGGUCUCCAAGCUCCAGGAGACCCGGAAGAUCUUCGAGCGGAGCCUUCAGGAGAAGGAGACCACCAACAAGCUCCUGCUGAGGAAGGAGAGGGCCGGCUUCCAGGACAGGAAGCUGGACGUGGUGGUGAGGUUCAACGGCAGCACGGAGUCCCUGGACAAGCUGGACACGGAGGCCGUGUCGCCCACCGUCAGCCAGCUCAGCGCCGUCUUCGAGAAGGCCGACCUGAGGAACAACCUGCACAAAACCCCCAGCAAAGUCGGGCCCCUCAACUCCAAGAUCGUCAGCAAGAGGUCCCGGGUCUUCCUCCAGGGCCCAGAAGGGGGCAAGGCGGAAGCCAGGGUGGGCGACGGGCCGGCUCUCCAACUGAGAGCCAGGCAGCUUGAGGGCGACAAGGCCCAAGCCAAACCGGUCGCGCCCAGGCCAGGCGAGAAGGACGCCAUGGGCCCACGGGCCCAGAGCGUCCAGGAGGUGCGGAAGAUCAAGCCGGUGGAGGUGGAGGAGAGCGGCGAUUCGGAGCAGGAGUUCGAGGCCGCCGAGCAGGCGGAGGAGACGGCGGCCGAGCAGGACAAGAGCAAGAGCUUCGCGUCUGGGCCCGAGAGGGCCGAGGUGAUCCAGGCCGAGGUGACGGUGCAUGCGGCCUUGGAGAACGGCGGCCUGGCUGCGGAGAAACCCGGGCAGGCCCCGGAAGUGGACGCCUACCCCGAGGAGGAGGGCAAGGCCGAGGGGCAGGAGGAGGCCGACCUGGGCGAUGAGUCCAAGAAGGAGGACUUCUCGGAGGCCGACCUGGUGGACAUCAGUGCGUACAGCGGGCUGGGGGAGGACUCAGGGGGGAGCGGGCUGGACGAGGACGAGGAGGCCGACGGGCUGUACGAGCCCGAGUCGAGCUGCGUGGAGAUCCCCGGGCUGUCGGAGGAGGAGGAGCUGGCUCCCAACCGCAAGAUCCAGUUCAGCACGGCUCCCAUCCAGGUGUUCAGCACCUAUUCCAACGAGGACUACGACCGCCGGAACGAGGAUGUGGACCCCAUGGCUGCCUCGGCCGAGUACGAGCUGGAGAAGCGGGUGGAGAGGUUAGACCUCUUCCCGGUGGAGCUGGAGAAAGACUCCGAGGGGCUGGGCAUCAGUAUUAUCGGGAUGGGCGCCGGAGCGGACAUGGGCCUGGAGAAGCUCGGCAUCUUCGUCAAGACGGUGACCGAGGGGGGAGCGGCUCACCGGGACGGCAGGAUCCAGGUGAACGACCUCAUCGUGGAGGUGGACGGUACCAGCCUGGUGGGCGUGACCCAGAGCUUCGCGGCCUCGGUGCUGAGGAACACGAGGGGCAGAGUCCGGUUCCUGAUUGGGCGGGAGAAGCCGGGCGAGCAAAGCGAGGUGGCCCAGCUGAUCCAGCAGACGCUGGAGCAGGAGCGGUGGCAGCGGGAGAUGAUGGAGCAGAGAUACACCCAGUACACGGAAGAGGAUGAAGAAACGGGCGAAUAUGCUACGGAUGAGGACGAGGAGAUGAGCCCCAUGUUCCCCAGCAGCGAGAUGGCCAUCGAGGUCUUCGAACUGGCUGAGAACGAGGACAUGCUGUCCCCCGUCGAGAUGGACCCCGAGAAGCUGGUGCACAAGUUUAAGGAGCUCCAGAUCAAACAUGCCGUCACCGAGGCCGAGAUCCAGCAGCUGAAGAGGAAGCUGCAGUCCAUUGAGCAGGAGAAGGCUCGCUGGCGAGCCGAGAAGGCCCAGCUGGAGCAGAGCGUGGAGGAAAACAAGGAGAGGAUGGAGAAGCUGGAGGGUUAUUGGAUGGAGGCCCAGAACCUGUGCCAGGCAGUGGAUGAGCACCUGAAAGAGACUCAAGCCCAGUACCAGACCCUGGAGCGGAAAUACAGCAAGGCCAAGCGGCUCAUCAAGGAGUAUCAGCAGAAGGAGAUCGAGUUCCUCAAGAAGGAGACGACCCAGAGGCGCGUCCUGGAGGAGUCGGAGCUGGCCCACAAGGAGGAAAUCGACAAGCUCCAGGAGAAGAUCUCUGAACUGGAGGGGAAGCUGCAGACCUUGAAAAUUUCAAACCCGACUAGGCAGCAGAGAUUGCGGGCUGCGGCUGGCGUCGAGCUGCAGGAGGAGCCGGUGGGAGGGGGCCCGGGGAGUCACGCUGAGUUUCUUUGCUCUGGAGGGGAGGGGGAGCAGACGAUCCAGACGCAGGCCGUGGGCAGCAGAGUGCUGCCCCGAGCUGAGGGACCAGGACUGAUGGGGCCAGGGGAGGCACUCCUGGAUGGGCUGAGAACUGAGUCCAGGAGCCAGGCCGCAGGGAGCCCAGACGGGCUGAGAACUGAGUCCAGGAGCCAGGCUGCGGGGAGCCCAGUCGGGCUGAGAACUGAGUCCAGGAGCCAGGCCGCAGGGAGCCCCGACGGGCUGAGAACCGAGUCCAGGAGCCAGGCCGCAGGGAGCCCAGACGGGCUGAGAACCGAGUCCAGGAGCCAGGCCGCAGGGAGCCCCGACAGGCUGAGAACCGAGUCCAGGAGCCAGGCCGCAGGGAGCCCAGACGGGCUGAGAACCGAGUCCAGGAGCCAGGCCGCAGGGAGCCCAGACGGGCUGAGAACUGAGUCCAGGAGCCAGGCCGCAGGGAGCCCCGACAGGCUGAGAACCGAGUCCAGGAGCCAGGCCGCAGGGAGCCCAGACGGGCUGAGAACCGAGUCCAGGAGCCAGGCCGCAGGGAGCCCAGACGGGCUGAGAACUGAGUCCAGGAGCCAGGCCGCAGGGAGCCCAGACGGGCUGAGAACCGAGUCCAGGAGCCGGGCCGCAGGGAGCCCAGACGGGCUGAGAACUGAGUCCAGGAGCCAGGCCGCAGGGAGCCCAGACGGGCUGAGAACUGAGUCCAGGAGCCGGGCCGCAGGGAGCCCAGACGGGCUGAGAACCGAGUCCAGGAGCCGGGCCGCAGGGAGCCCAGACGGGCUGAGAACCGAGUCCAGGAGCCGGGCUGCGGGGAGCCCAGGCGGGCUGAGAACCGAGUCCAGGAGCCAGGCCGCAGGGAGCCCAGACGGGCAGAGAACCGAGUCCAGGAGCCGGGCCGCAGGGAGCCCAGACGGGCAGAGAACCGAGUCCAGGAGCCGGGCCGCAGGGAGCCCAGACGGGCUGAGAACCGAGUCCAGGAGCCGGGCCGCAGGGAGCCCAGACGGGCUGAGAACCGAGUCCAGGAGCCGGGCCGCAGGGAGCCCAGGUGGGCUGAGAACCGAGUCCAGGAGCCAGGCCGCAGGGAGCCCCGACGGGCUGAGAACCGAGUCCAGGAGCCGGGCCGCAGGGAGCCCAGACGGGCUGAGAACCGAGUCCAGGAGCCAGGCUGCAGGGAGCCCAGACGGGCUGAGAACCGAGUCCAGGAGCCGGGCUGCAGGGAGCCCAGACGGGCUGAGAACCGAGUCCAGGAGCCAGGCUGCAGGGAGCCCAGACGGGCUGAGAACCGAGUCCAGGAGCCAGGCCGCAGGGAGCCCAGGCGGGCUGAGAACCGAGUCCAGGAGCCAGGCCGCAGGGAGCCCAGGCGGGCUGAGAGCUGAGUCCAGGAGCCAGGCCGCAGGGAGCCCAGGCGGGCUGAGAGCUGAGUCCAGGAGCCGGGCUGCAGACUCUGCACUGAAAUGGAAGGACGAUCGUUAUGUGCCGGUGGAUUUAUCGGAUAAUCACAUGGUGCAAGGAGAAGGGGGCAGCAGGGCUGGGGGAAAGGGAGGGAGAGAAGUGGGGUGUGAUGAUAUGGGGGAUCUUGCUAUACCACUUGGUCCCUCUGCCACCCUCCCCCACACACUGCCCCCAGGAUCCAGCGGCUUGGUCCAGCUCCGGAGCCUGGCUAUCUCCAGGGUGCUUCCGUGGGGAUCCUACGGGUCCCACGGCUGCAGCUCCGUGCGCCGGGCACGUCCGGCUCCACCCCGUACCUGCCCUGCCAUGUCGUCCUCCAAACGCCGAGACGCCGACGAGGUUUUCGAUUUUAAUGAUGUGAUUCCAGAGACCCAGAGGCUGGACAGCAGUUUGCAGAAGGCCCGAGCCCAGCUGUCGGCCAAGGGCAGGCGGCACCGCCCGUCCCGGUCCCGCUUGAGAGACAGCGUCAGCUCGGCGGAAGGGGACGAGAGCCUGGAGAGGAAGGUGGCCGAUAAACAUGGCAGCCCGCGGCACCGCAUGAGAUCCCCGCUGCACGCCACCCUGCAGGUCUCCUCGCCCCUCUCCGGCUCCUCCCCCUUCCUCCGCGCCACCGAGUUCUCCUUCGACGCCGCCGUGGUCAGGAGGACGCUGGAGGAGGACGAGCAGCCUUCGUCCCCGCUGAUCCGCUACCAGCCCCUGACCAACGCUUCCUCCCACGAGGCCUUGGGAUGCACCCCCACCAGCUCGCCCCCCAAGUCCUGCCACAGCUCGGACAGCUCGCCCCUCUACACCCGGAGGGACCGCCGGGCGGAGCGGCACAGCGAAGAUGACACAAGCCCGUCAGAGCCCGCCAGCCCCACCAUCGGGCUUGACAAGAAGACCCGGAGGAAGUUCCUGGAUUUGGGGGUGACCCUGAGACGAGCCUCUUCCAGCAAAAGCAGGAAAGAGAAGGGGAGCAACCGGCUGUCCAUGGGCAGCAGGGAGCUGGUGGAGGGCGCCAGCCGCUCGUCCGUGUCCCCGUUCAUGCCCUUCUCCUGGUUCACGGACAGCGGGAAGGGCUCGGCCUCGUCCGGCAGCACCGUCUCCCCGACCCGCUCGCCCAAGAGGGAGGGCUUAAGCCCCAAGAAAUCUGCUUCCCAGGACUCCACCCUGAGCGACGACUCCACCCCGCCCAGCAGCAGCCCCAAGACGCUGAGCAGUGGCGCCAGCGAGACGAAAUGCUCCUACCCCUACCACACCCUGUCCCAGUCCUCCGACGAGUUCCUGGACGAGCCCCUCAGCGCCGCCACCAGCUGGAGCAGCCAGCAAGUGGGCCAGUGGCUGGAGAGCCUGAACCUGGAGCAGUACGUGGACGAGUUCGUGGCCCGCGAGGUGGACGGCCAGCAGCUGCUGCACCUGGAUGGAGCCAAGCUGAAGGCCCUCGGCGUCAGCAGCUCCACCGACCGGGCCCUGCUGAAGCGGAAGCUGAAGGACCUGAGCGUGGCGGUGGAGAAGGAGCGGAAAGCCCAGGAGAAGGUGGAGAAGCAGAAGGAAAAGCAGAAGAAGAAAGAGCAGGAGCAGCAGCGGAGGAGUUAGGGAGGGCGAGUUGGCACACGGCUCCCGGCGCGGGGAGGGACAGAAGGAGACCUCCCCUGCCCAGGCGAGGGGGAAUCAGGGGCACACCGACCGGGAGAGACACCGGCCCCCACAGGGGAUCAGCCCAGGGGUCAGUCUUUGGCUUGGGGUGGUGCUGCCAUGGAGCUCGGACUUUCCAGCUGCCUCCUGGAUCCCUGCUGGCCCCAGUAGACAAGCAAACCCCUCCCCAACUCUGCCCAUCCACUCCGCCAUGCACGGGGCUCCUGGCACUGCUGGACCCCGGCCCUACAGCUGGCUAGUGGUUGGCACCCGCCCAUGGGCUGCAGCUGGCACGGCUUCCCCCUCCCGGUUUCCCUGCUGACCUCCGUCUGCUCCCGAUCGGUUCCAGUCACCCAGGCCUUCCUGCUCCAUGCUGAUUGGCUGUCCUACCUCACCGGCCCCCUGUUUCCCUUAGCCCAUGGGCACCACUGCUGCUCCCCACUCCCUCCCGAAAACGAUGGCUCGGCCCCGAGGGGCCCGCAGGACGAAGAUAGUGCAUGGUGUUACCCCUCCCCCGUCCACGAGCGAUCCCGGGUUGCGCUCAGGGGCCAGGAUCGACACAGCCCGGACUAGCACGGCCCGGCCAGUUUAUUCCGAGAGCACAGAUACCGACCCAGGGAGAAACCACGAAGGAAAUAAAAGCAAUUGCAACCAGCCCCGCCGGGGUCCGCUCUGUGCCACACACCCACCCCUGCAUUCCCCAGGCUGGGGGGCGGGAAUGGGGUGGGGUGGGGCCUGCCCUAGGAAGCAAAUUAGGCCCUUCUCUAGGGCGGCCAAAGAGGGGCAGGAGCAUCCACCACCCCUAGGGGGUGCUGCUCCCUGCUUCUGCUCUGCUCGUGGGAACGCUGGGGUCCACGCGGAGCGCUAGGAGUGGCGGAGAACUAGCGGGAGCCAGGCUUAUAAAGCCCGGGUGGCUGAGAAAGGAUUCUUUGUCAGCCUCGUUGAAUUACUGUUAUUUCCGUCCUAGCCUCUAUGAACUCCAAUGCCUACCCCACCUUGUGGAGAAAGGACUUCUUUGUUAAGGCACAGCACCUCCCAGCCCCUGCAGCUAAGGUAGCAGAGCUCCCGGUAUAGGGUGUCAACCCCUAACCGCUGCUGCGUGAGCUACCAGAACCCAGCCCCAACGCGCUGGCUGGCGCAGGGUAAGCCAGGAGGGGCGCAGAGACCGGGGCGUGUGAGCCAGCCAUGGGCAGCAGGCCAGGCGGGCGCGGGGCACCAGCAGCCUGACCCUUGUCACGUUGCCUGUCGCUCUCAGCGGCCGGGGGAAUUUGAA
This is a messenger RNA of Mauremys mutica (yellowpond turtle), 7263 nucleotides long. RefSeq names its product protein phosphatase 1 regulatory subunit 9B (gene PPP1R9B). Gene Ontology annotation, cellular component: dendrite; postsynaptic density; actin cytoskeleton. The coding region runs from base 387 to 5951 and encodes 1854 amino acids. The record is from RefSeq and is a predicted model, not a curated record. The transcript has 23 exons. Gene Ontology annotation, molecular function: actin filament binding. NCBI's taxonomy places the organism in Eukaryota, Metazoa, Chordata, Testudines, Geoemydidae. Gene Ontology annotation, biological process: calcium-mediated signaling; actin filament organization; neuron projection development.